AACGUGAAGCAGCCGCCGGAAGUGGGAAAGGAACUGUGUUUUGUUGUUGUUGUUGCUGCGGCGGCGGGGCUCUCGGUUCGUGGCUGGCUCGCCAUGGUCUGCGAGAAGUGUGAGAGAAAGCUUGGUACUGUAAUUACACCUGAUACAUGGAAAGAUGGUGCAAGAAACACUACGGAAAGUGGCGGGAGAAAACUAAAUGAAAACAAAGCAUUGACAUCAAAGAAGGCAAGGUUUGAUCCCUAUGGCAAAAAUAAAUUUGCAAUAUGCCGAAUCUGUAAAAGUUCAGUUCAUCAGCCAGGUUCUCACUACUGUCAGGGAUGUGCAUACAAAAAGGGCAUCUGCGCAAUGUGUGGGAAGAAAGUAUUGGAUACAAAAAACUACAAGCAAACAUCUGUUUAAUUCUGCACUCUGAGCCUUUAUUGGUUGAAUGUGGAAACGGUGAAAUUUGAUCACUGCUGGAAAUAUUACAGAAAAUGAAAGGUCCUUCAGAAUUAGCAUGUACUUUUAGUUCCAUUGUUUUAGUUCUGAAUUUAAACCUGGGUAAAUGUUUUUUUAACUCAAGCUUGUAUUGAUUUACAUUAAGAGAGCUCUAUUGUAUUUUGAUAAUUUAAUGUGGUCACAAUCUUUAUUUGUAUUUUUGAUUGUGUAAUACAGAGAGGGAUCUGCCAGUGGCACUUAAUUACAUGAUAGAAAAAUAUUUGAUUGCAUCACAUCUUGAACUUUCACUAUCUAAAGGUGGAUAUAUUUCAUAUUUUCUUCCUUCAAUAACUCUGUUAUAUAUGGAUUUAGAGGCUGUGUGUUCCAGAGUCUUCCAGAAGAAGAGUUGCAGAGGAACUAAAAGUGGCACCAAAGCAUUCAUGACAGGAUACAUCUUAAGUGCAUAAAAUGUACAAUCUGCAUCCCAGCAAGGCAGCCAUUGUUCAUUGGAACCUCCAUAAAGUUUCUAGUUGUGACACUUUCCAAAAUUAAGAAAAACAACAGGCUGUUGAGCAUGUAGCAGAUUACCGUACAGAGCUGUUGGGCUUCAUUCUAUCUGAUGGGACAUAUAUUCUGAAGUCUUGAUAAGUACUAAGUUCAGUGUCUCUUAACACUGUUGUUAUUAUUUUAGUCUAGUUUUGUUGAUGUGAAAUUUAAAUUUGAGUUAACUGGCAUGGUAUAGUCUCAUCGUGUAAAAUUAGUGUUGAGGCAUUCUUGUACAUAAAGGAGGAACUGUAUAUAAUUUCCCAGUUUGUUGCAUUAAAAGAUUAAGGCAACUGCCCAUAU
Pogona vitticeps (central bearded dragon) is the source of this 1263-nucleotide messenger RNA. RefSeq names its product CXXC repeat containing interactor of PDZ3 domain (gene CRIPT). Gene Ontology annotation, biological process: cytoplasmic microtubule organization. The record is from RefSeq and is a predicted model, not a curated record. Gene Ontology annotation, cellular component: dendrite. Gene Ontology annotation, molecular function: microtubule binding; PDZ domain binding. NCBI's taxonomy places the organism in Eukaryota, Metazoa, Chordata, Lepidosauria, Squamata, Agamidae.